Molecule: messenger RNA, 288 nt
Organism: Pyrenophora tritici-repentis Pt-1C-BFP
Lineage: Eukaryota; Fungi; Ascomycota; Dothideomycetes; Pleosporales; Pleosporaceae
Source: RefSeq, a predicted model, not a curated record
AUGCAUGAUGUGCCGUGGUGCAGCAGGCUGUGCUAUGAGAAACGCUGCACUAGUCCGGAUAGGAUAACGUUCAUCUCGAAAACACACACUUAUUGGGUAAGAGAUGAACUAUUUGAAGUUGACUACAACGAGCGUAUAAAGGGAAUCCUCCACGACUAUAUACUUGUUGCUUUGUCCGAGUGUCAUCACUGCCAUCUCUUGAUUAAGCCCUGCUUCACGGAUGGUUGUGAUGGCGGCCAUCCCAUCCUUGGCGGGAUGGCCCCUCUUGGCGGGAUGGCUGUCAUGUGA